Gadus chalcogrammus (walleye pollock) is the source of this 2886-nucleotide messenger RNA. RefSeq names its product UFM1-specific ligase 1 (gene ufl1). Lineage: Eukaryota; Metazoa; Chordata; Actinopteri; Gadiformes; Gadidae. Bases 204 to 2633 code for a protein of 809 amino acids. Gene Ontology annotation, cellular component: endoplasmic reticulum membrane. The transcript is spliced from 19 exons. Gene Ontology annotation, molecular function: UFM1 ligase activity. The record is from RefSeq and is a predicted model, not a curated record. Gene Ontology annotation, biological process: protein K69-linked ufmylation; regulation of proteasomal ubiquitin-dependent protein catabolic process; response to endoplasmic reticulum stress.
ACCCGUAGUCCACCUCCUAGUGUUGACGUGUGAUUAGCUUAGCCCCUUAGCUGGCGACACGCUACAUACUGGCUGUCACACUGAACCGUCAGACAGGCACUGCCCUGGUACUGGUCCAAUAACGCACUGGUCCGUUGAGCCACUGGUCCGUUACUGGUCCGUUGCCCCACUGGUCGUAGCCCACUGUGGACCUUGUUGUCAACAUGGACGACGCCUGGGACGAGAUCCGCCGUCUGGCCGCCGAUCUGCAGACGGCGCAGUUCGCUCAGACGGUGCAGAGGUUGUCGGAGAGGAACUGCAUCGAGAUCAUCACUAAGCUGGUGCAGGAGAAGCGUCUGGACGUGGUCCACACGCUGGAUGGGAAGGAGUACAUCACCCCGGCCCAGAUCACCCAGGAGGUCCGCGAUGAGCUCUACAUCCAAGGAGGGAGGAUCAACAUGGUGGACCUCCAGCAGAUCAUCAACGUUGAUCUGAACCACAUUGAGGCCAGAGCCAAUGAGAUCACCAGAACGGAGAGGGGAGUCCAGCUGGUCCUGGGACAGCUCAUUGAUGUGAAGUACCUGGAGCGCCUGGCCGAGGAGGUGAACGACAAGCUGCAGGAGGCCGGCCUCAUCACCAUCUCGGAGCUCUGCAAGACCUACGACCUGCCGGGGGACUUCCUGACAGAGGAGCUGUCCCGGCGUAUGGGGAAGCUGGUCCAGGGCCAGUUUGACCAGUACAACCGAGGGGUCGUCUACACCCCCGCCUUCGUAGCACGCCACAAGGCGCGCAUCAGAGGGCUGUUCAGCGCCGUCACCAGACCCACCCCGGUCAGCAGUGCCAUCGGAGCCUUCGGAUUCCACGAGCACCUGCUCUACUCCGUGCUGGAGGAGCUGGUCAACUCGGGGCGUCUGAAGGGGGCGGUGGUGGGGGGCCGGCAGGACAAGGCCGUCUACAUCCCCGAUAUCUACUCCCGCACCCAGAACAACUGGGUGGACUCCUUCCUGCAGCAGAACGGUUACCUAGAGUUCGACGCCCUGGUGCGACUGGGCAUCCCGGAGCCGGCCGCCUUCAUCAGGAAGCGGUUCCGCUCGGGCCGGCUGCUGUUCCUGCGGGCGGCGGCCGUGGGCCCCGGGCUGGUGGACCAGCUGGAGGCCUCGGUGGAGGAGGCCGUGAGCUCGUCCACCUGGGUGGACCUCCAGCCCAUGCUGCCCAGCUCUCUGUCCCAGGAGGACGUGGGCAUGCUGGUGAGCCAGGCCCUGAGGAACGCCGGGGUCACCACCUCGGCCCGCGUCCUGGGGGACAGCGUGGUGGUCAGCGAGAAGUUCAUCAGCGGCUGCCUGGCGCUGUUCGACGACGCCAUGCAGAUGAAGGCCCACAAGGAGGUGAAGAACAACCCCGUGUUCCUGCUCACCGAGGAGGAGGUGAAGCAGACCUCCCCCCUGACGGACAGCUCUGCUCCCUCCAAGAAGGAGAAGAGGGAGGCGGAGCGCAGGAAGAAGACGACGGAGGGCAGCGGUAGCGUGAAGGGGGGCGGGGGGGGCAACGCCCGCGAGUUCAAGAUCCGCAAAACCAAGAAGAAGGGAAGGAGGGACGAGGACAGCGACGAGGAGACGGGACCCCCCUCCCAGACAGGGCGCGGCCGGCCGGCGGAGGUCCCCUUCAUGACGGCGUCGGAGGUGGCGGUGGUGUUGGAGGCGGCGGCCGGAGACUUCCCUGAGGAAUCUCUGAUGGAGCUGGCGGAGCAUUUAGCCAGACCCCUGAGCAAGGCGUACCAGGAGGUGGUGCGCUCGGUGUUCCUGUCCUCCAGCAGCUCUCCCUCAGGAGCCAAUAAGAAGAAGAGCAUGAAGGAGCUGCAGGAGGAGGUGACCAACCUCUACAACAACAUCCGCCUCUUCGAGAAGGGCGCCAAGCUGCUCCCAGAGGAGACCCAGGUCCACGCCACGAGGCACGUGCUGAAGACGCUGUGCACCGACGUCACCAACGCGCUGGUGAACUUCCUGGCGGCGGACCUGAUGAUGUCGAUGGACCAGAUGACGUCGGGGGAGGAGCCUAGCCUGAGCGGCGAGGUCCGGGCCAAGAUCCUGGGGAAGCUUCCGGAGGAGACCAGAGCGCCCCUCAUGAAGCUCCACCACAGCCUGAGUGGGAAGAGCAUCGAAGACUUCCUGAACAACGUUGAGACUGCAGCUGAGGCCUGUGGACUCCUUCUGAAGAAAGGCGACAAGAAGAGGGAGAGACAGUCUCUCUUCGUGCACCGUAACGCUCUCCUGGAGCAGCUGAAGCAGACGGAGGACCCGGCACUGGUGCUCCACCUCACCAGCGUGCUGCUCUUCCAGGGCGCCACCCACUGCAUCCUGCACGCGCCCGGGCGUUGCGUGCCCGGGGUCAUCAGCACCCUCAGCGGGCGCAUCCCCACGGAGAGCCACCAGCUCCUCUCCCAGUACCAGGGUCUGGUGGUGAAACAGCUGAACCAGGGCAGGAAGAAGACCGCAGAGAAGGAGGUGAAGAAAGAGGAGAAGGAGGAGAAGGAGGACGAAGAGGAAAAGGAGGAGGAGGAGAAGGAGGAGGAUAUCCGCGGGGAGCUGUUGUCCCUGAUGCCCCAGGUGAAAAACCUGGUCCUGGUCCAGAGGAAGACCUCGGUGGGCGAGGACUAAGACGAAGACCCCGUGGUCGAGGACUAAGACCCCCUCAGAGAGCAGAGGAGGGGUCGGGAGGUCUUGGGGUACUGAUCAGAGGUCGGCUUCAUUCUGAUUAGAAUGCGGCCAGAAGGGGAUUUAAUUGAGUUGAAAUUGUAUUCAAAAUGUUUCCAUGAACAUGAAAGUCCUCAAUGACGUUCAACUGUAAUUCAAUAUAAAUAAAAUCCCACUUUCACAGAGAAAGUUCAAGCUUACUUUGUGUCUUUUGGUU